Molecule: messenger RNA, 1095 nt
Organism: Populus nigra (black poplar)
Lineage: Eukaryota; Viridiplantae; Streptophyta; Magnoliopsida; Malpighiales; Salicaceae
Product: large ribosomal subunit protein eL20z-like
Exons: 4
Coding region: 434-715 (93 amino acids)
Source: RefSeq, a predicted model, not a curated record
UCACAAGGCCGAAAAGUGCUUUCUUUUUAAGGCCUAGUGGUUUGAAUUUUGAGGUAGUAAUUUCUUGAUCGGCAGUAUCAAUCUUCCAGUCUAAACCUCCGGUCUUAUGCUUAGAACUCGCUCACUCACCCACAAACAAUAGCAUUAGCAGCCGCAUAUUCUCUUGAUCUUCAUCAAGAUGGAGGAAUUACUAAGAAACUAGAGCACCCUCUUCUUCUUUCUUGUGCAAAGUUCACUUCUUUAGAGGCCAUACUGUGGUUUUGGAUCAAUUACUCUGGCUUGGUGAAUGAGCUUGGUGAAUUCAGUAACUUUUUAAUCAGCGAAUGGGAGAUUCAAGAUGCUUAAUGCUUGUUAUUAUUCUUGAGACCUUUGAAAAAUUUAUCUAGACAAGUUGCUUGAGGUGUUUUGUUGAACAGGGCAUUCCACUGAUGCCAUGAACCAUAUAGAAGAUGAGUAUGUUCCCAUUAGAGAUGCGGAGGAUGCCCAACUGGGAAUGUUUGACAAACCCCUUCCUUGCUUUGGCUGUGGAAUUGGAUGGUUUUCCCUUUUGCUUGGAUUUGUGUUCCCACUGAUGUGGUACUUCUCAGCAAUUCUCUACUUUGGGAAGUACUAUAACAAGGAUCCAAGGGAGCGAUCUGGCCUUGCUGCGUGUGCAAUAGCUGCUAUAACGUUCACAGUAGCUGCGGUGAUCACUUUGCUCGUUUAUUUGUUGUGAUUCUUGCCUCUACAAUUUCAUCUUGUGGCUGCAGUGUAUGUUUCUAAACAAUAAGAUGAACCUGAUCGUGAGCGGCUUAGUCUCUCGUGCUCUAGUUGUAAUGGGCCAAGAGGAAAAGAAUAUCAGCACGGUGAAUGAUCGAGCUAUCUUACAUCUGUAGCUGCAACUAAUUUCCCCAGUCUUGUACAUAAUACAAAAGUGUUGUAUGAUGAUGGGCAAAAAAAAAAAAAAAAACAGAGAGAAGAAACGAAAGAAACAACGAAACUGUUAAAUGCCCUCUUAGUGGGAGUAUGUAAAGUGUUUAUAUCAAACUUACAGAGCAAAUCACUCUGUAUUUAUGCGAUGAUGCAUUAGAAAAUGCGACAUUCCUUGAUAUAUUA